GACCAAAACCUUCUCCGCGAUACAGCCUCUCUCUCUCUCUCUCUCUCUAAUAAGGCUUUUCAGCUUUCUACGGCUGAGCUCUCGACCCGCUAGGAAGAAUCGGAUCCGAGCGAGAGAAAAAUAAUAAUAAUAAUAAUAAUAAUAUGGGAAUUUGCAGUUCGUCCGAUUCGACUCACGUGGCAACGGCCAAGUUGAUUCUUCAAGACGGAAGAUUGGAAGAAUUCUCGUACCCAGUGAAAGUUUCCUAUAUUCUGCAAAAGAACCCCACUUGCUUUAUUUGUAACUCUGAUGAGAUGGAUUUCGACGACGUCGUCAGGGCCGUCAAUGACGACGACGUGCUUCAGCCGGGUCAGCUUUAUUUCGCUUUGCCGUUGCAUAGAUUGAAAUAUCCGUUACAGGCUGAAGAGAUGGCUGCAUUGGCAGUCAAAGCCAGCUCUGCGCUCAUGAAGAAUGGGACAGAGAAAUGUGGGUAUCGCCGGAAAGCAGUCUCGCCGGUGAUUUUUUCCGGCGAGGAUGUAAAGUCGACUCAGAGAGCAGCUGCCGUAGUUGGCGGUUAUGAGGGUGGGUUGAGAAGUGGGAGGAGGAGAAGCGGUGGAGGAAGAAAGUUCACUGCAAUGUUGAAUUCAAUACCGGAAUAGAGGAGGGGCAUCUUUGGGGAAAAUGGUUUUUGGAUACCAUUUUUGUAAAUACCGUAAUGAUCUGGGGGGGUGGUAAAAUUGUUUUGUCUAGAAUCCGCUAGAUCUGUUUCUGUGGACUGAUAGGUUCUUUUUUUUUUUUUUUUUUUUUUUAUGGUCUUAUUUUAGCCAGUCUCUAAUUUGGGGGUUGUGUUACAAUUUUACCCUUAUAUGGUCGAUGGUCGAUGGUCGAUAAGCAAUGCAGAACAUUUUCUAAAAUUCAAAAAGCUUUGAGAUCAUGUUGCCUAAACUAAACGGAAAGCAAAAGAUCAUUUAUAACCAAUGUAUUUGGUCAAAAGUCAAAAACAAGGAAAAAGAGAAA
Molecule: messenger RNA, 996 nt
Organism: Ziziphus jujuba (common jujube)
Lineage: Eukaryota; Viridiplantae; Streptophyta; Magnoliopsida; Rosales; Rhamnaceae
Exons: 1
Coding region: 144-638 (164 amino acids)
Source: RefSeq, a predicted model, not a curated record